UUUCCUUUUUUUGUCUAGAAAAUAUUAUACUGUCAUCAGUUGAAGAGACAACUGUCAUGUAUAUGUAAGAUGCAACAAGUGCCAGUGUUACAGUGCACAGUGGCUCCAGUGGAGGGGAAACUGUGUCACAGUGCACACCGCAGCAUCCCAGUGAUCAAACCAGACAGACUGAAAACAGCCAAAGCGCAGGUGGAACAAGCAGUUAAGUUGCGAAAAGUGUUUUCAGUGCAGGGCCCCUAUCCUGUGAUUCGUGGUGCAUUACGUGCCAGAGGAUGGGUGGAGCGUCGUUUGCCCCAUCUGGUCCAGAGAGUGUCUCAGUGCCAUAAUGAUGAGGAGGAGGAUGGUGAUGCGGUGGAGAGAGUGGAUGAAGGGGAGAAAGAGGAGAAGCUUGAUGACAUGUAUGACCUCAUAUCCCAUCUGGUUCGAAAUGAAACUGCAUAUUUCUACUGGACGACUCGCCGGGAUGACAUCGAUUGCAGCACCUUGCGGAAUGACCAAAUGACCAAUCACUAUGCAAAUGCUGGAACAUUUACCACCAAGGUGGGGCUCUGUGUGAACCUGAGGAACCUGCAGUGGUUUGACACAGCAGAUCCUGAUACCUUCUUCCCACGAUGCUACAGACUCGGAGCAGAGGAUGAGAGGCAUGCAUUCAUAGAGGACUUCAGGAGAACAGCGUGCACCAGCCUGCUGCAGUAUGUGGUGGAGACAAGUGGACAGAGGAGAAACGGUGCACAAGUCCAGGGGGCAGACAUGGAAGAUGCAGCACAUCAAUUUGUUGGUCAGGGAGUGAUUGACAUGGCUUUAAACGCUUGUCAGGAAUUCCUCAGUGCCCUAGACCACAGUGACAUUGAUGUCACCAUGGAGACGCCCUCCUCAGUGAAGGACCAGCAGUGGUCAGAGUUUCUGCAGCACUACUACAUGAUUGUGCAUGAAGGAGCACCGUUGAAGGGCAAUGCUGCAUUUGUGCAGCAUUGCCAGGCCACAAUAUCCAGACUGCAGCAGGUUUGCCCUCAGCUGGACACAGAUGGAGUAAAUAACAUCUGGAUCAUCAAACCAGGUGCCAAGUCGAGAGGACGAGGUAUUGUUUGCAUGAAUCGCCUGGAUGAUAUUUUAGCACUUGUGGACAGUGACAGAGCUCUAACCAAGGAGAGUAAGUGGGUGGUUCAGAAAUACCUGGAGCGUCCUCUGCUGGUCUACGGCACCAAGUUUGACAUCCGCCAGUGGUUUCUCGUAACUGACUGGAACCCCCUGACUGUCUGGUUCUACAGAGAUUGCUACCUCAGGUUUUCCACACAGCCGUUCUCGACAAAGAGUCUGCACAGUUCAGUCCACCUGUGCAACAACUCCAUCCAGAAGCACUUCCAGCCGUCCCUGGACCGCCAUCCAGGAGUCCCAGAAGACAACAUGUGGUCCUGCUCUCAGUUUCGUGUUUUCCUCCAGCAGCAGGGCCGAGAGGCAGAGUGGGAGUCGGCCGUGGUCCCAGGUAUGCAGCAAGCUGUGAUCCGUGCUCUGCAGACAACCCAAGAUCUGGUUGAGCCCCGCAAGGCCAGUUUUGAGUUGUAUGGAGCAGAUUUUAUGUUGGGCAGAAACCUGAGGCCUUGGCUUCUGGAGAUCAACGCCAGUCCAACUAUGGCCUGUUCCACUGCUGUGACGGCGCGCCUCUGUCCAGCUGUGCAGCUAGACACACUAAGGGUUGUGCUUGACUGGCGGACAGAUCCCCACGCUUACACAGGAGGGUUCCAGAUGAUCUACAAACAGGCUGCAGUUGUUGUUCCUCAAUAUUUGGGAGUGAACCUGUUGGUGGAGGGAGCCCCAGUAAGGUGUUCCAGGCCUCCAUCGCACCUACACCGUGCCAUUUACAACCGAUCUCUGACCCGCCGGCUUCCAUCUGAAAAAGCUGACAUGGUGCAGAAAUCAUCAGACAUUAAUCUCCACAGAUUUUCUGCACUUGGUUCUUCAGGCAAACAGAACCAAGCGGUACAAGAGCCAAAGCUGCAGCUGCCAUCACUACCUCCUACAAGGGAACAUGAGAGGAAAAUAACAAAUUGGAGUUCUUGUCACAGGGUUUACUGCAGUUCAGCAUCUGAACACACUUUGCUCCCUCUCACUGAACCUCAGAAGAACACUCAACGUUUAUCUUUUAUCAGCAACGAAGCAACUCUACGUACAAGAUGUAUUUCAUUGACCUUUAACCCGCUUCACAGCACGCCACAAUCUAAAGCUCAUCCCAGCCAACCACAUGUAGCGCACGUGUCCAGAUUCUUCCUGCCAUGUGCAGCGUUCAAACCUCAGCACAGCACUCUGACACCGACCUGUCUGUCAACAUGCAAGGUCCUGCCUGCUCUGAAGGUCGCCAGCUUACCAUCCAGUAUCCUGUCGGUCACCAGUCGUGACCCCGAGUUCUCUGAUUCCAGGCGUCGCAGGUCUCACUUAUUUAUCUGCUCACACAGCGAGGCCACAUGCAAAGGAGAGAGUACAGUGGAUGACAAACGUUAGCUCCGAAUAUUCAGAACAUGGAAGCAA
This is a messenger RNA of Thalassophryne amazonica, 2523 nucleotides long. It is a transcript of the gene ttll3, whose product is annotated as tubulin tyrosine ligase-like family, member 3. The record is from RefSeq and is a predicted model, not a curated record. Gene Ontology annotation, biological process: protein polyglycylation; cilium assembly; cilium movement. The transcript is spliced from 12 exons. Bases 70 to 2496 code for a protein of 808 amino acids. Gene Ontology annotation, molecular function: protein-glycine ligase activity, initiating. Lineage: Eukaryota; Metazoa; Chordata; Actinopteri; Batrachoidiformes; Batrachoididae. Gene Ontology annotation, cellular component: cilium.